This is a messenger RNA of Ipomoea triloba (trilobed morning glory), 1253 nucleotides long. Its product is annotated as protein PPLZ12. NCBI's taxonomy places the organism in Eukaryota, Viridiplantae, Streptophyta, Magnoliopsida, Solanales, Convolvulaceae. Bases 114 to 989 code for a protein of 291 amino acids. The transcript has 5 exons. The record is from RefSeq and is a predicted model, not a curated record.
GGAAAGCUUACCAAAGGUUUUUGCUUCUACGCUUACACUCAAUUUCGUGGCCUUUUCUUCGGUUCCGCAAUCGAAUUUAGAGAGAGAAAGAGAGAUAGAGAAUCACAAAAACAAUGGGAAAUGCCUACUGUUUGUUUUGCGGAUGCGUAGGGCAGGCGAACGUCGGCGUGGUGGAGAAAUGGGGUCGGUUCCAGAAGCUGGCUCAGCCGGGGCUACACUUCUUCAAUCCUCUCGCCGGCGAGUGCCUCGCCGGAAUUCUCAGCACCAGGAUCUGCUCUCUGGACGUCAACAUCGAAACCAAAACCAAGGAUAAUGUCUUUGUCCAAAUGCAUUGCUCUAUCCAAUAUCGAGUGAUCAAGGAAAAUGCCGAUGAUGCUUUCUAUGAGUUGCAAAAUCCCAGGGAGCAGAUUACAGCUUACGUAUUUGAUGUCGUCCGAGCCCAUGUUCCCAAAAUGAAUUUGGAUGAGCUUUUUGAGCAAAAGGAUGAGGUUGCAAAGGCUGUCUUGGAGGAACUUGAAAAGGUGAUGGGAGCAUAUGGUUACAACAUUGAGCACAUACUGAUGGUUGACAUUGUCCCUGAUGCAUCUGUGCGCAAAGCAAUGAAUGAUAUAAAUGCAGCGCAAAGGAUGCAGCUUGCUAGCGUGUACAAAGGAGAAGCAGAAAAGAUUCUCCAAGUUAAGAAAGCUGAAGCGGAAGCUGAAUCGAAGUACCUGGGUGGAGUUGGGGUUGCUAGGCAAAGGCAGGCAAUUACGGAUGGGUUAAGGGAGAACAUCUUGAACUUCUCUCACAAAGUUGAAGGUACAUCAGCUAAAGAAGUGAUGGAUCUCAUAAUGAUCACUCAAUACUUUGAUACCAUCAAAGACCUUGGGAACUCUUCAAAGAACACCACGGUUUUCCUACCCCAUGGUCCUGGCCAUGUCCGGGACAUUGGUGAGCAGAUACGCAAUGGGAUGAUGGAGGCAGCCAGUGCAAAGGUCAAUGUUGAGUAAUUCUUUAAUGUUCUUAUGGAUACAAACCAGCCUUAUCUUUCUGUUUAUGCCAACCUUACAUGUUCAUCAUUAUAAUUUGGUCAAUGUUAUACAUUUUCCAUGACCUCUCAAUUCCUCUUUUAUUAGGUUUUUUAGUAUGUAAUAGUUCAUUUACAGCUUAUACCCUCUAUUGGUGUGGUACAUAAAUUGAGGCAAUAAUAUUCACAUGCAUGAAGUCUAAGAGACAUGGAGUUUUUUUAAUGGAAAAUUUGGAUUAGCUUUCAA